UACUCAUAUACUUGUGUGAUUCACUUAUCACUUUUUCAACCAUAACAUAUCCUCCCUAUAAAAACAAUUCCAAAUCAACAAUAUCUCCUUAAAAUCUCAAACAACCCCACAAUUCCUUCUCCCACUCAAAUUCAAAUCCCCCCCACCCCCCAAAAACAAUCUCAAACAAAAAAAAAAUCCGAAUUCAAUUUAGUUCAGUUCAACCCAACUCGAAUUUAUAAAAUUCCGAGCCAUCAGACUGGAAUCCCCACCUCAAAAAUCCCAACCUCUCCUAUAUCUCUGGAAACCAUGCCAGAGAUCUAUGAUACCCUCUCCUCCACAGCCGCCACCGCCCCCGAACAAAAACCAAUCUUAUUAGACAAAUACGAGCUAGGAAAACUCCUCGGCCGCGGUGGUUUUGCAAAAGUCUACCACGGCCGAGACCUCAACAACGGCAAAUCUGUCGCUGUUAAAUCCGUCAGCAAACAAAAGAUUCUCAAUGGCAAUCUAACAACCAACAUCAAACGUGAAGUUUCAAUCAUGCGACGUUUACGCCACCCUCAUAUAAUCCGACUGAACGAAGUUCUAGCCACCAAGUCAAAAAUCUACUUCGUCAUGGAGUUCGCCAAGGGCGGCGAGCUCUUCGCUAAGGUGUCGAAAGGCCGGUUUAGCGAAGAUCUCAGCCGCAAAUAUUUUCAACAGCUAAUUUCUGCCGUGGGAUACUGCCACAGUCGUGGCGUAUACCACCGUGAUUUAAAACCAGAAAAUAUGUUAUUAGACGAUAAUUGGAAUCUAAAGAUAUCCGAUUUCGGACUAAGUGCGGUUAAAGAUCAGACCAGAUCAGACGGAUUGUUACACACAAUGUGUGGAACACCAGCAUAUGUUGCCCCGGAAAUAUUAGCUAAAAAGGGGUAUGAUGGUGCGAAAGUUGAUAUUUGGUCAUGUGGGAUUAUAUUAUUUGUACUCACAGCUGGUUUUUUACCCUUUAAUGAUACAAAUUUAAUGAAUUUGUAUAGAAAGAUUUAUAGGGGAGAUUUUAGGUGUCCGAAAUUUAUGUCACUUGAACUUAAAAAGUUGUUGUCACGUCUACUUGAUACAAACCCGGAAUCACGAAUUUCUAUACAAGAAAUAAUUGAUGAUCCUUGGUUUAAUAAAGGUGAUGAGAAAGUGGAGUUAGGUUCUUUUUAUCUUGAUGAAGAGGCUAAAGAGGAGUUUAAAUUAAAAGGGAAGGAUUCGAGUUCGGGUUCGAGUUCAAGUGAAAGGUACUUAAAUGCGUUUGAUUUGAUAUCAUUUUCGCCCGGAUUUAAUCUAUCCGGGUUGUUUAUGAAGGGAGGAAAAGAAAAUUGUUGGGAGUCGUUUUUGUCGAAAGUGGCGGCGGAGACGGUGGUGGAGACGGUUGAGGAGGCGGCGCGUGGGAUAGAAAAGGUGGAGGUGGAGAGGUUGAGGUGUGGAAUGGGAGUUAAAGUAGAGGGGCAAAAUGGGGAAUUGGGUGUUGUUGUGGAAGUGAAUAGAUUAACAGAAGAAUUAGUUGUGGUGCAAAUUAGAAAGAGGGAAAAAGAUGUGGGCCCAAGUCAUGAAUUUUGGAAGGAGAAAUUACGGCCCAAGAUAUUAAAUUUAAUUUAUAAGCCCGGUCGAAUUGGACCGGCCGGUUCACUUCCUGGACCGUCUUGUGUAUUAUAGGCUAUAGAUGUUUUAGUUAAUAGUAGUAGUUAUGGUAUUAGUUGGAACAUCAAAAAAAGGUUAAGCAACAAUGGUCAUGUUUGGAAAUAAAGGAAAAGGAAAAGUUUAUUAAUUUGGUACUAAACUAAUGAGGUCUUAAUUACCUAUUUACUAUUAAGACUGAAGUUGUAAAGUACUAUUAGUAUAAGUAUUAUUGUUGGUUUUAUUAUGCUUUAUAUAUUCAUUCAUAUAUGUACUUAUUAAUUUUAAUAGUUAUGAAGAGAGAAGAUGAAAUCGAAAUCGAAAUCGAAAUUUGAGAA
Messenger RNA from Beta vulgaris subsp. vulgaris (sugar beet), 1958 nucleotides. RefSeq names its product CBL-interacting serine/threonine-protein kinase 14. Gene Ontology annotation, biological process: signal transduction; protein phosphorylation. The record is from RefSeq and is a predicted model, not a curated record. Gene Ontology annotation, molecular function: protein kinase activity; ATP binding. NCBI's taxonomy places the organism in Eukaryota, Viridiplantae, Streptophyta, Magnoliopsida, Caryophyllales, Amaranthaceae. Bases 289 to 1659 code for a protein of 456 amino acids. The transcript has a single exon.